UUGACAACAGGGAAAAAAAAAAAGAAAAACGACACAAUUCACGGUCAUGUCUCUCGGCAAAGCUGCGCGGACUUUGUUGAACCCUCUCCGGGGGGUUCCGCGGCCCUCGGUUGUAAAUCGGAGCUACGCGGCUGUUGCGGAAGUCAGGGCGGUGUUAAACGGCGAGCUUGAGUCUAUUCGUGCGGCGGGGACGUGGAAAGCCGAGAGGAUCAUCACUUCCAAGCAGGGACCGCACAUCAACGUGGACGGAAGCCGCGGCAGCAUUUUGAACUUCUGCGCCAACAACUACCUUGGACUAUCCAGUCAUCCGGAGCUGGUGCAAGCAGGGAUUGAUGCGCUGAAAAUGUACGGCGCUGGAUUGAGCUCAGUCAGAUUUAUCUGCGGCACUCAGGAUUUGCACAAAAACCUGGAGCAGAAGUUGGCAGAGUUUCACGAGAGGGAAGACUGCAUCCUUUAUGCCAGUUGUUUUGACGCCAAUGCGGGACUGUUUGAGGUGAUGCUGGGCCCAGACGAUGCGGUGUUGUCGGAUGAACUUAACCACGCCUCUAUUAUUGACGGUAUCCGUCUGUGUCGGGCGAAGAGACUGCGCUACAAACACAUGGACCUCAGUGAUUUGGAGAGCAAGCUCAAUGAGUCUCAGUCAUGUCGUAUGCGGCUGGUGGUGACUGACGGCGUAUUCUCCAUGGAUGGCGAUGUGGCGCCAUUAACAGGAAUCUGCGAUCUGGCUGAGCAGUAUGGAGCCAUGGUGUUCAUCGAUGAAUGCCACGCCACUGGUUUCCUUGGGCCCCGGGGCAGAGGAACCGAUGAGCUGCUGGGAGUGAUGGACCGAGUGCAUAUCGUAAACUCCACGCUGGGAAAAGCACUGGGAGGUGCAGCUGGUGGCUACACAGUGGGGCCAAAGCCCCUCAUUGACUUACUGAGGCAGCGCUCUCGGCCUUACCUCUUCUCCAACUCCCUCCCACCUCCUGUGGUGGGCUGCGCCACGCGGGCUGUUGAGCUGCUGCUCGCCUCCAAUGAGAUUGCGCAGAGCAUGUCAGCCAAAACCAUGAGGUUCCGGAACAAGAUGACGCAGGCCGGCUUCACCAUCUCGGGCUCCACUCACCCGAUCUGUCCCGUAAUGUUGGGUGAUGCACGGCUUGCCUCUCUAAUGGCAGAUGAUAUGUUGAAGCUAGGAGUGUAUGUGAUUGGAUUUUCCUUCCCCGUCGUACCAAAAGGCAAAGCCAGAAUCCGUGUUCAGAUUUCAGCCGCACACACUGACAAAGACAUUGACCACUGCGUCGACGCCUUUAUUAAGACGGGCAGAAAGCAUGGAGUCGUUUCCUGAAAGGACAACUAGGAAAAGACUACUAUGAAAACCAAACAACCAGCAAAGUGUUCCUUCAGUUAUUGUGGCCUGUUACUGAUGACCUAUGACUAGUAAUUAUUUUCAUCUGGCAACUUUUGUGUUGACUUUGAUAAAUAAACUACUUGUACUGCAA
Phyllopteryx taeniolatus (common seadragon) is the source of this 1478-nucleotide messenger RNA. RefSeq names its product glycine C-acetyltransferase (gene gcat). The transcript has 9 exons. The record is from RefSeq and is a predicted model, not a curated record. The coding region runs from base 47 to 1324 and encodes 425 amino acids. NCBI's taxonomy places the organism in Eukaryota, Metazoa, Chordata, Actinopteri, Syngnathiformes, Syngnathidae. Gene Ontology annotation, molecular function: pyridoxal phosphate binding; glycine C-acetyltransferase activity. Gene Ontology annotation, biological process: L-threonine catabolic process; biosynthetic process.